AUGCUCAGGUUUCUCCGCGCCGCGAUGACUUCCUCCCCGAAACGAGUUCCCAUCCCCGCCAACGGGGUCGACUACCGUGGCAAGGUUGUGCUUGCACCGAUGGUGCGGUCCGGAGAACUGCCAUCCCGUCUCCUCGCUCUUCAUUAUGGGGCAGACAUUGUCUGGGGUCCAGAAACGAUCGAUAAAGCGAUGAUCGGUACCUCGCGGCGUGUGAACCCCCGCAAUGGCACUAUCGAAUUCACCCGGAUGCCGUCGAACAGCAUCAAAAAGGAAAGCCCUCAAGAAUCUAUUAUAUACCGUAUUGAUCCAAUACGGGAGAAAGGAAAGCUUGUAUUCCAGAUGGGGACAGCCUCGCCAGAACUGGCUGUCCAGGCAGGCAAGUUGGUCGCAGCCGAUGUGAACGGUAUCGAUGUCAACUCGGGAUGCCCAAAGCCGUUCAGUACGAUGGGCGGGAUGGGCGCUGCAUUGCUACGUACUCCGGACAAACUUGUGUCUAUCCUUGAAGCGCUGGUCAAGGAAGUUGGCGAGCCAUAUCAGAUCGGCAUUUCUGUCAAGAUUCGUCUUCUCGAGACACCUGAACUUACAGAAAACUUGGUGUCGAGGCUAGUACGAACGGGUAUCCAUGGCCUCACUAUUCAUUGCCGAACAACACCAAUGCGCCCCCGCGAGCGCGCAAUCCGGGACCAACUCCGUAUGAUCGUCGAAACGUGCCACAACGCCGGCGUCUCCUGCGUCAUAAACGGAGAUGUUACCUCUCGCGAUGGUGGGCUCGCCCUGAUGCAAGAAUAUGGCGCAGACGGCGCCAUGAUCGCCACAGCUGCAGAGGCCAACUCCUCCUGUUUCCGGUCCGAAGCAGAUGGUGGGCUCGCCCACUGGCGCGAGGUAGCUCACGCCUAUGUCAAGUUCGGAAUGGAGUGCGAAAACCGCUUCGGCAACACCAAAUACCUCAUGAACAUCAUUGUCCCUGGAAAAGACAAAGAAUUCAAGGACAUCGCCCGAUCCAAACAAGCAAAAUGCUACUAUGAUUUCUGCCACAUCUUGGGCUUCGAAGACCUCAUGCCCGCUGCUUUGAAGGUUGACGAGACCCUCAAUCUUACCGACAAGUCGAUCAUCAAGGCCGGUAACGAACCCACCCGCAGCAAAGCUGUUGAAAAUGCCAAGUCCAACAACAACGCUGCCAGGGCCGCGGGCGGAGCUCCCAGGUCCAAGCCCGCCUCCCCUGCCACUGCUGGCGGGAUUGGACCUGUUCGAACAAACUCCAUUCCUAAGCCCACGAAAGCCGAAGAGAAGCCAGCAGAGGUGGACGCAUCCACUAUCCCGGCUCCUCAGAGCCAGGGCCUGGCUGUCUAA
Molecule: messenger RNA, 1350 nt
Organism: Aspergillus puulaauensis
Lineage: Eukaryota; Fungi; Ascomycota; Eurotiomycetes; Eurotiales; Aspergillaceae
Product: tRNA-dihydrouridine(20) synthase (NAD(+))
Exons: 1
Coding region: 1-1350 (449 amino acids)
Biological process (GO): tRNA dihydrouridine synthesis
Cellular component (GO): cytoplasm
Molecular function (GO): tRNA dihydrouridine synthase activity; flavin adenine dinucleotide binding
Source: RefSeq, a predicted model, not a curated record